AUGCAAACGAUGCCCGAUGACCCCUUUUCACUAUCCACUUCCAUCGUAGGAAUUGCCAUAGAGCAAAACACAAACCCUAACCCUAAUCCCCUUCCUGCUGCCACUAAGAAGAAAAGAAAUCUACCAGGAACACCAGAUCCAGAUGCUGAGGUCAUUGCUCUUUCUCCAAAGACUCUCAUGGCGACGAACCGUUUCAUCUGUGAAAUAUGCAACAAAGGCUUCCAAAGGGACCAGAACCUUCAGCUUCACAGAAGGGGUCACAACCUUCCAUGGAAGCUACGACAAAGGUCCAACAAAGAGGUUCGAAAGAAGGUAUAUAUAUGUCCAGAGAAGACGUGCGUCCACCAUGACGCUGCAAGGGCACUCGGCGACCUCACCGGAAUAAAGAAGCAUUACAGCAGAAAGCACGGUGAGAAGAAGUGGAAGUGUGAAAAGUGCUCCAAGAAAUACGCAGUUCAAUCUGAUUGGAAAGCUCACACCAAAACUUGUGGCACUAGAGAAUAUAAGUGUGAUUGUGGUACCCUCUUCUCCAGGAAGGACAGCUUUAUAACUCACAGGGCUUUCUGCGAUGCUUUAGCUGAAGAGAGUGCGAGACUCACGUCAGUUACUACGACAAAUAUAAAUUUUAAGAACGAAGAUGGAACCGUGAUGAAUGCACAGCAUGGUUUGUCAUCACGUGGAUUAAUCACUGGCCUUGGAAUGCAAAAUGUUCCACAAUUUGGUCCACACGGGUUUCGUAUAAUGGGCAUGAGUGCAGGUCAACAAAGGCCAAACUUGUCACUAUGGUUGAACCAAGGAAAUCCUCAACCACUUGAUGUGUCACUAUCAUCAUCAUGUUCUUCAGGUUUUCCUGAUGUUGUGCAAAUGGCACAAGCUAACAAUGCCUUAGUUGGUUCUUCUUCAAUAUUCUCCAAUUUUGGAAUGCAUGCUUCCAAUUCUUCUAAUCCAAACCUUUCCUUGUCGCCACUAACGAAAAAGGGUGAAGGUGGAGCUUUAGAUUUGGCAUCUAUGUAUUCUGAGAGUCAAAGCAAUACUUCAAAUUCAACUUCACCAAUGUCAGCCACUGCCCUUUUGCAGAAGGCAGCACAAAUGGGAUCCACCAGAAGCAGCACCAACCCUUCGAUUUUCAGUAGUAGUUUUGGAGUAAUGAGCUCAUCCUCCACCCAAACAACUAGUCUCAAUAGCAAUGCAAAACAAAGCUGUGAUGAACUUAACCAAGCCUUUCAGAAUAUGAAGCAACAUGAGAAUAACUUCAAUGCAAUAAGCAAUGCAACUAUGCUGGGUAGUUGUACUAACUUUAACUCAUUGACGCAUUCAUCAAACGGUCUUGAUCAGUUCCUGAUGCAAACCACCAAUGUGGAACCAAGUGAGGCUAUGAAGUUGAAACUCCACCAUGGUUCAAACAUCGUGGAACAUAACUUGACAAGAGAUUUUCUUGGCAUGGAUGUAGGUGGACAUGCAUUCCUACCCCAAGAGCUUGCAAAGUUUGCUUCAUUAGGCUCUUCAAUGGGUUUGAACCAAUUCACUCAUCAAUGAAGUCCUUUCAAAGUAUAACUGUUUUGAAAAUUUGUAAAAUAAGAUCAAAUUAUUAGGAUGGAGUUUUCUUGGUGCAUCUCUUCUCUUCAGAGAUGAUUUUUUGCGUUGUGAGAGGUUGGGAGAAUAGUGGGACCCACUGCAUGUUUGAGAUGAAAGAAGGAACAGCGAAUUCCCCGAGCAGUGCAUGUUCUCGUAGUAGUAGUUGUUGUUGGUUUGUCUUCUGUCUUCACCUUGUUAUCGUUUGGCUUCUCAUCCUUGAGACAAGUGAAAGAAGAUAUAAAGUAUAACAAAAGCAACUCGAAAAAAAUUAUGAGAACAU
Messenger RNA from Abrus precatorius (Indian licorice), 1855 nucleotides. RefSeq names its product zinc finger protein JACKDAW-like. The transcript has 3 exons. The record is from RefSeq and is a predicted model, not a curated record. NCBI's taxonomy places the organism in Eukaryota, Viridiplantae, Streptophyta, Magnoliopsida, Fabales, Fabaceae. Gene Ontology annotation, molecular function: DNA-binding transcription factor activity. Gene Ontology annotation, cellular component: nucleus. Bases 1 to 1536 code for a protein of 511 amino acids.